Messenger RNA from Anopheles coustani, 847 nucleotides. It is a transcript of the gene cnir, whose product is annotated as protein cornichon homolog 4. Gene Ontology annotation, biological process: endoplasmic reticulum to Golgi vesicle-mediated transport. The transcript has 3 exons. The coding region runs from base 66 to 536 and encodes 156 amino acids. NCBI's taxonomy places the organism in Eukaryota, Metazoa, Arthropoda, Insecta, Diptera, Culicidae. The record is from RefSeq and is a predicted model, not a curated record. Gene Ontology annotation, cellular component: COPII-coated ER to Golgi transport vesicle; endoplasmic reticulum membrane.
AACAGCUCGGUACAGUACAGUAGAUUCCAUUAACUAGGUGCCCGCGUAGGAAAAACGACGGAAAAAUGUUUCCGGAAACAUUGGUAUUCGGGAUAGCGUUGCUCAUCACGGGCGCUAUUCUGUUUCUGCUCAUUUACUUUCUGAUAAUACUAUCCGAUCUAGAAUGUGAUUAUCUAAACGCACAACAAUGCUGUUCGAAGCUCAACUUCUGGUCCAUCCCAAAACUGGCGGGUCACGCAUUUCUGGUAUUUGUGCUACUCAUUCACGGCAAUUGGAUCCUAUGUCUGUUCAAUCUGCCAAUGGUAGGAUGGUUGCUGUACGAACAGUACAAGGUGCCGCCGGGCAACAUCGGUGUGUACGAUCCGGCGGAAAUCCAUAAUCGGGGGAUGGUGAAAAAGCACCUGCGAGACACAAUGAUUGGAUUGGGCUUCUAUUUGAUUAUCUUCUUUGUCUAUCUGUACUGUAUGAUAAUCGCCUUACUAAAGGGAGACCCCAUUAGACGACACGAAGAGGAGGAAAUCAUUACCGAGUUCUAGAUACGCUAUCCAUACACGGAAGGAUAUGUUUUGCUCAAAAACCAACAAAAACUUCUCGAAUAGUGCGUUGAUUUUGCUUCGGAUUUCAUUUGAUAACUUAUCAACUACAAUUGAAUUUCCAAAAAGGAAUGUAGGGAAAAAGUGGAGGGUUUUGUAGCAUUUAGAAUAGUCAUGCAUGAUUUUGUGUCAAGCACUUCCACUGCUAGCCAAAGAUUUCCAAAUACUCCUUUUUAGGUAUGUAAUGACAAACCCAUAACAAUACAAAGGAAAAUAAAAAAAAACACCAUCGACAGUUUGAUAUAAGCUUUCAU